This is a messenger RNA of Lentinula edodes (shiitake mushroom), 717 nucleotides long. RefSeq lists its product as uncharacterized. The coding region runs from base 1 to 717 and encodes 238 amino acids. The transcript has 4 exons. Gene Ontology annotation, molecular function: DNA-directed DNA polymerase activity; deoxycytidyl transferase activity. Gene Ontology annotation, cellular component: nucleus. The record is from RefSeq and is a predicted model, not a curated record. NCBI's taxonomy places the organism in Eukaryota, Fungi, Basidiomycota, Agaricomycetes, Agaricales, Omphalotaceae. Gene Ontology annotation, biological process: error-free translesion synthesis; error-prone translesion synthesis.
AUGGAGAAAUAUCUUACAAACACGGAUCUAACUUCUCAAAACGAUACCCAAGAUAGCCCACGGGGGGCUCCAGGUUCAGCAAGGUUCAAGCCUUAUACUAUUCUGGAACGUAAAUGUGGUCCCAAAAAGAAAAAUAGCCUACUCGAUCUUUUACCUGAAAGCGGGAAUCCGCCCUCAUCUUCAAGUGUCACCAAGCUGCUUUUGAAGACACUGAAAGAGGCUACCAAUCCUAUCGCCCAUUCUGAUCUUUACGAACGCACAGAACAUGUAGUAUCAAUGGCUUCAGGUCACCAAGUUUCGGAAAGUCGUAGGAACCAUCGUCCGUACCUCCAAGAACGCAGCCGUAAGCUAGCAGUACAAAAGGAAACUAUCAAUGCUGCAGAGCAACCCCAAAUCUUGUCCAAUGUUAAAGUCUACAUCGAUGGCUUUCUGACAGGAACCACGGAUAUUGAAAUGAAGCGUGUAGUCAGUCGCGCAGGCGGCCAAAUACUAUAUUCAGCCUCUGGCGCUACCCACAUCUUGAGCUCACAAUCAUUGAGUGGAUCCAAGACACAUAGGCUUUUAAGCAAGAAGACACGCAUUUCUGUCCAUGUAGUUAGACCCGAGUGGGUGUUCGACAGCAUAAAGGCAGGGAAACGGCGACCUGAGCGAGAUUACACGAUUUUGAAGAAUAGCAGCACGCUGAAUAUCGCGAUGAUGGUGCAGAAACAGAAAUAA